This is a messenger RNA of Aspergillus chevalieri, 1407 nucleotides long. Its product is annotated as ubiquitin domain-containing protein DSK2. Bases 1 to 1407 code for a protein of 468 amino acids. Gene Ontology annotation, molecular function: polyubiquitin modification-dependent protein binding. Gene Ontology annotation, cellular component: cytosol. Gene Ontology annotation, biological process: ubiquitin-dependent protein catabolic process. The transcript is spliced from 2 exons. Lineage: Eukaryota; Fungi; Ascomycota; Eurotiomycetes; Eurotiales; Aspergillaceae. The record is from RefSeq and is a predicted model, not a curated record.
AUGGCUGAUGAUAGCGCAACGGCGGACGAGACGCCCGUCACCUUCCACAUCAAGGCCGCUGAAGCUAAAUUCACACUUACUCUUCCUCUCUCGACACAAGUUUCGCAGUUAAAGGAGAAGCUGUCAACUUCGGAAUACGCGGAUACCCCGGCGGACCGUCAGCGCUUAAUCUACUCCGGCCGAGUGCUCAAGGACAAUGAGACACUGGCCACCUACAAGAUCAAGGAGGGUCACACUGUUCAUAUGGUGAAAAGCGCAGCCAGCAACCAGCGCCAAAACCCUCCUGCGCCAAGCGCAUCGACCUCUGCGCCCACUGAUGCUGCCGCUGCAUCGACUGCUGCUGGUGUUCCCACAAAUCUCGCAGCUGGCACAGGGAACAAUCCUCUGGCCGGCUUAACAGGUGCUAGAUAUGCUGGAUUUGCACAAUUGCCUGGUGCAGGGAUGUUUGGUCCUGAUGGCGGGAUGGGCCCUCCUCCGGAUGAAGACAGCAUGCUUAACAUGCUCGAGAACCCUCAAGUCCAGUCCUCCCUCAACGAAGCCCUUCAGAACCCUGCAAUGAUCGAUAUGAUGAUUCAGCAAAACCCCAUGUUGCGCGACAUGGGUCCCGCCGCUCGCCAGAUGAUGCAGAGUCCCGAAUUCCGCCGCAUGUUGACCGACCCGGGCUCGAUUCGUCAGAUGAUGCAGAUGCAGAGAUCGCUUGGACUUGGCAGACCCGGUGGUGGUGGCGGCGCGUUCCCCGCUCCGGGUGUCACCAACACAACGCCGGAAGAGAACCGGGGACCUGAAAGCACACAAAACAACGACGGUGCUGCGCCUCCGCCUGCUUUUAACCCCUUCAUGCCCGCCGGUUUGGGCGCAGGAAAUCCCUUCGCGGCUCUUUUUGGCACUAACCCCAACAUGGGCGCGAACCCUUCUGCGGGAGCGACGACAGCAGGCGGAGACCAGCCGGCUUCCGCUCAGAGAGCGACAGGAAGUGCUUCUGCGGCUGAUACCACUACCGGAGAAGGACAGAACCAGCAGAAUGCACAGAACCCGUUCAGUUUCCUGAUGAACCCAGCCAUGUUUGGAGGACCGCAAGGCCAGGGUGGCGUCAACCCAUUCAACCCGCAGCAAAACCCUUUUCUUCGAGAUCCGGCCAUGAUGUCGCAGAUGAUGCAAGCGAUGGGAGGACAAGGAGGUGCCGGUGGUCCGGACCUCAAUUCCUUGGCGGCUCUGUUGGGAGGCGGCGGACUUGGUGCUGCUGCUGCCCCCCCGGACAACCGGCCACCUGAGGAGCGAUAUGAGCAACAGCUUCAUCAGUUGAAUGAGAUGGGAUUCUUUGAAUUUGAGAGGAACGUGGAGGCCCUGCGCCGUGCGGGUGGGAGCGUCCAAGGCGCUGUGGAAUAUCUGUUGAGCAAUCCUUCGUAA